GAGUGGCUACGAAUCUGCCUCGAAGGACUUUGUGCCUGCUGACUUGGAGGUUCAAGUUCCUGGGAGAGCCUUCCUGAUCACCGGCGGGAACAGUGGCAUUGGCAAAGUGACUGCCACAGAAAUAGCCAAGCGAGGUGGCACAGUUCACCUGGUUUGUCGAGAUCCAGGAAGAGCAGAAGGGGCCAAAGGUGAGAUCAUCAGGGAGAGCGGCAAUCAGAACAUAUUUUUGCAUAUUGUGGACUUGUCUGAUCCUAAGAGAAUAUGGAAAUUUGUGGAAAAUUUCAAGCAGGAACAUAAACUCAAUGUUCUGAUCAAUAAUGCAGGUUGCAUGGUCAAUGAAAGAGAGCUCACAGAAGAUGGACUUGAAAAGAACUUUGCUACCAAUACCCUAGGUGUGUAUAUUCUCACGACUGCCCUGAUCCCUGUGCUGGAGAAAGAACACGACCCCAGAGUGAUAACAGUCUCCUCUGGAGGAAUGUUGGUUCAGAAAUUGAACACCCACGAUCUCCAGUCAGAAAGGACGGCAUUUAAUGGAACCAUGGUCUAUGCACAGAACAAGAGGCAGCAGGUGGUUCUGACUGAGCGGUGGGCCCAGAUGCACCCGGCCAUCCAUUUCUCCUCAAUGCAUCCCGGCUGGGCCGACACUCCAGCGGUUCGGCUGUCGAUGCCUGGGUUCCACGCCAGGCUCGGGGACAGGCUGCGCUCUGCGGCCCAGGGGGCAGACACAGUGCUGUGGCUUGCCCUCUCUUCAGCGGUGACCACACAGCCCAGCGGCCUCUUCUUUCAAGAUCGCAAACCAGUACCUACGCACCUGCCUUUUGCCGGAACAUCCUCCUCGCCGGCUGAAGAGGAUAAACUCAUCGAAAUUCUGGAACAACUGGCUCAAAGAUUUAAAUAGGCCAGGUCAGCCCCAACACAGGGCCAGGAUUGCCUUAGAAAACGAUGACAGGACACGUGGUAGGGAUCUGUGAACAGACUCCAGCGUCCCUCUACGGACACGCCGUUUGAGGACGGGAACACUCGUGAGGAGCUGAGCACAAGCUAAUCUUGAUCUUAAGCAAGCAGGUUGUUUUCUGCUUAAAUCUCGCAUUUGAGACUGUGAUUCUCUAAAGAAAAGUAAGUUUAAGAUUGACCUAGCACACACACACACAAUAGAAUACUAUCCAGCCUUGGGAUCAGCAGUUAGCAUAAUAACUAUGUUGCUGGACUCCCACGUAGUCAACCAUGG
Messenger RNA from Tupaia belangeri chinensis (Chinese tree shrew), 1228 nucleotides. It is a transcript of the gene DHRS12, whose product is annotated as dehydrogenase/reductase 12. The record is from RefSeq and is a predicted model, not a curated record. Lineage: Eukaryota; Metazoa; Chordata; Mammalia; Scandentia; Tupaiidae.